AUGAGCCGACCAGACGAGGAAAACACCGGUGUCCGAGCCGGAGAUGGAAGCCGGGAUUCGUCAGUUGAUGUUGAGAAACUAGGCCGUCAACGACCAGAAGUGUUCAAGUCGAUAUGGUCUGAACUAGGGUUUGGGUUCUCUGUAUUCUGCUCCAUGCUGUUGGCAGAAUUCUUCGUCAGUGGAUUCCAUGUUAUCCUUCCACCAUUGUCUGAAGAGCUCGAAAUACCUGCUGCGUCGCAGACAUGGCCUUCAAGUGUUUUCUCCCUCGUCACAGGAGCCAUGCUGCUUCCUAUGGGUCGACUGGGUGAUAUGUAUGGUGGCUAUCUCGUGUAUAACGCUGGUCUAUUGUGGUUCUUUCUGUGGGCUCUCAUCGCAGGCUUCAGUAAGAACUACAUGAUGCUGAUCUUCUGCCGAGCUCUGCAGGGUCUUGGUCCUGCUGCGUACCUACCUGGCGGUGUUAUGCUGAUGGGGAAAAUAUACCGUCCUGGACCUCGAAAGAACCUCGUCUUUGCUCUAUAUGGUAGCUUCGCACCUCUCGGAUUCUUCUUGGGCAUAUUUGUUGGUGGUCUAUCCGCAGAGUUCCUCAAUUGGAGGUGGUACUUUUGGAUUGGUACUAUCAUCUUUGCCGUUGUGUGUGGAAUCUCACUGGUUGCCGUCCCCUUUGACUACCGCGAUCGAAAGGUCGAUAUCCCCAUGGACUGGUGGGGAGUUGGAACGAUUGUGCCGGGCCUUCUCCUCAUUGUUUACUCUCUGACCGAUAGCUCUCAUGCUCCCAAUGGUUGGGCGACGCCAUACAUCAUCGUGACAUUGAUACUGGGCGUCAUGUUCCUGACAGCAGCAUGGUAUGUUGAGACCCACAAGGCUCAAGUUCCAUUACUGCCGGCCGACCUCUUUGAGCCAAAGGGUAUGAAGCGUUUUUUGGCCGUUCUCUUCAUGGCCUUCGGUACCUUCGGACUCUUCCUCUUUUACUCGAGUUUCUACAUGGAAUUGGUGCUGCACAGAUCACCGCUCACCACGGCUGUCUGGUAUAUUCCCAUGUGUGUAGGUGGUCUCAUCAUCGGCACCGUAGGAGGCUUUACACUGCACUUCCUUCCAGGCCGCGUGUUGCUUUUCAUCUCGUCCAUGGCCAAUGCCAUCUGCAUGUUGCUGUUCGCCCUCAUGCCCGAAAACCCAAAUUAUUGGGCAUGGGUAUUCCCUAGCAUGGUCUGCUGUACUCUCGGCAUCGAUAUCACCUUUACAGUCAGCAACAUCUUUCUGACGACCAACAUGCCGAGCCACCGACAAGGACUCGCAGGUGCUUUGAUCAACAGUGUCCUUUUCUUAGGAAUCAGCUUCUUCCUCGGUAUUGCCGAUAUUGCUGUUGCAGAGACGUCAGAGCUGGGGCUUCGAAAAAGUUACAAGGUGGCAUUUUGGCUGGCAUUUGGUGUGGCAAGUAUUCCUUUACUAUUUAUUCCGUUCAUCAACAUCGGGUCUGCUAAGAGCGACCUUACAAUGGAGGAGCGGCAGAGAUUGGAGAACCCACAACGGUCAACGGAAGAGCCGGAGAGGGAUCGAGAAGCGAAGACUUCAGCAUGA
Fusarium graminearum PH-1 is the source of this 1575-nucleotide messenger RNA. RefSeq lists its product as uncharacterized. Lineage: Eukaryota; Fungi; Ascomycota; Sordariomycetes; Hypocreales; Nectriaceae. Bases 1 to 1575 code for a protein of 524 amino acids. Gene Ontology annotation, molecular function: transmembrane transporter activity. The record is from RefSeq and is a predicted model, not a curated record. Gene Ontology annotation, cellular component: membrane. The transcript is spliced from 3 exons. Gene Ontology annotation, biological process: transmembrane transport.